ACGACUCAGUCCCGUCGCUGGACCCAAAAGCUGGUGCUGAUCCUUCCGCCGCUGCUGCUGUUCCUGCUGCGGACCGAAGCUCUGCAGGGUUUGGAGAGUGAGGAUCGGUUCCGGACCCGCGAAAACGAGUGCCACUUCUAUGCUGGUGGACAAGUGUACCCGGGAGAGGUGUCCCGGCUUUCAGCCGCAGAUCACUCCCUGCAUCUAAGCAAAGCCAAGAUUUCUAAGCCAGCACCUUACUGGGAAGGAACAGCUGUGAUAAAUGGAGAAUUCAAGGAGCUGAAACUGACUGACUAUCGUGGGAAAUACUUAGUUUUCUUCUUCUACCCACUCGAUUUAAUUUUAUAUUCCCCGGGCAUAUUUUACAUGGAGCUGGAAUACAAUGUGGAAGAAGAACUAUCUAGAAGCAGGAGCACUUUUGUAUGUCCAACUGAAAUCAUUGCCUUCGGUGACCGAAUUGAAGAAUUCAGAUCUAUAAAUACUGAAGUGGUGGCAUGCUCUGUCGACUCUCAGUUUACCCACUUGGCCUGGAUUAAUACCCCUCGAAGACAGGGAGGACUGGGGCCAAUAAGGAUUCCACUUCUUUCAGAUCUGAACCAUCAGAUCUCAAAGGACUAUGGUGUAUACCAAGAGGACUCAGGCCAUACUCUUAGAGGCCUCUUCAUUAUUGAUGACAAAGGAAUCCUAAGGCAGAUUACGCUGAAUGACCUUCCUGUGGGUAGAUCAGUGGAUGAGACACUGCGCUUGGUUCAAGCAUUCCAGUACACUGACAAGCAUGGAGAAGUCUGCCCUGCUGGCUGGAAACCUGGUAGUGAAACAAUAAUCCCAGAUCCAGCUGGAAAACUGAAGUAUUUCGACAAACUGAACUGAAAAAUACUUCAGUUUUGAUGUUUGGACCUUCUCAAUAAAGGUCACUGUGUUAUUACCA
Molecule: messenger RNA, 928 nt
Organism: Cricetulus griseus (Chinese hamster)
Lineage: Eukaryota; Metazoa; Chordata; Mammalia; Rodentia; Cricetidae
Source: RefSeq, a predicted model, not a curated record